Fomitiporia mediterranea MF3/22 is the source of this 564-nucleotide messenger RNA. RefSeq lists its product as uncharacterized. Gene Ontology annotation, cellular component: nucleus. Bases 1 to 564 code for a protein of 187 amino acids. NCBI's taxonomy places the organism in Eukaryota, Fungi, Basidiomycota, Agaricomycetes, Hymenochaetales, Hymenochaetaceae. The record is from RefSeq and is a predicted model, not a curated record. Gene Ontology annotation, molecular function: chromatin DNA binding; transcription coactivator activity. Gene Ontology annotation, biological process: positive regulation of DNA-templated transcription. The transcript is spliced from 2 exons.
AUGGCACUCAAUUGGGCAAUGCUUGACCAGCAGAGGAGUCCGAUACCUCUGUUGAAUGAAAUCACUAUCUUGACGAUUGACGACGGCGCUGAGAUAACCCUCAUCAUCCCAAACACACCUCCCUCUGAAGGAUCGUCUGGUGAGGGAGUAGGGGGCGAGAAGAAGUUGAAAGAGACGGGUCGAAUAUAUCUAACAGAUCAGCGGCUCAUAUUUAUUGCAUCGCCCAACCCAACAUUCGAGACUCUGACAGUUCCGCUCGCAUCUAUUCUUUCCACAUCAUUUGAGCAGCCUGUAUUCGGUACCAACUAUCUUUCAAUCGACAUCAAACCGUCGCCAGAUGGUGGGCUGGCAUCGGGGACACGCGCUGAGAUCAGGUUUAAAGAUCGUGGAAUGUUCCAGUUCGUCAGCACGUUGGAGAAAAGUCGUGAGCGCGCGAUAUACAUGAAACGUCAGGCGGCAAGCGACGAGGAUACACUUCGUAUGUCUUCAAUGAUCUAUCCAAUGGCGAUCUUUACUGACCUGAUACGGGCUGAUAAUAGCAUUAUACGACUCCCGCAGCGCUGA